AUGGUGGCAGCAUACCCCAACACGCGACAGAAGCAGGGCAGGACGCUCCGGGCACAACCUCCGAGCGCCAGCGGCUCCUCUGCUUGCCUUUACGGGAAGAGGGAUCCCAGAGGGAUGGGUGUUGGGGGUGGGGGGGGCAACAGAAUACAGAAAUAUCGAGGGCAGGCUCUGAGGCUCUCGGAGACGCUCCCGGGGCCCGACCCACAGAGUUGUUACCAGCGGGGCGAGUUCAACUGGCUCGGGCAGCCGGGGCGCCCACCCCGACCUCCCGUACUCUCGGGCUGGCUGGCAUCUCAGCCCCGGAAACUUGCACGCCCAGCAUCCCGGGGAAUCACGGCGCGCCAGCACAUCCCCCCUCCCCCGGGAAAACAACUCGGCGGCGGAAGGGAGGCGAGAGCCGCCCCUCGUGGGUGCCCCCCGCCGGCACCCCCGGGCGUCCCGGGGCAGCGGGAGGGCGAUGGGUACCAAGCCGGAGCCGGCACCGCUGCCCGCGGACAGGCUGCGCGCCCUGCGGGCACCAGAGGCGAAACCCCCCUGUUACCUGCCAACGCCCGCAGCAGCUCCCGCGGCUGCGGCUCCGGGAGACGGACCGAGCGGGCAGAUGGACAGACGGACCGAGCGGCAGGCGGCUCCCGGCGGCGCUGGGCUCCCACUACCGUGCGCGCCCCGUGCCCGGCAGCCGCGGAGCGCCGGAGCCGCCAGCGCAGCCGGCUCCACCUCCCGGCCGUGCCCCCUCCUCCGCCCCCGCCCGGCCCGGCUCGGCCCUGCCCCGGCCUCCCGGCCCCGCCGGCUGGCGCGCCUCUGCCCGCUCCGCCGCGCCCGCCCCGCCGCCGGCCCCUCUCGCCUGCCUCCUCCUUCGCCAGAAAACUUUCCGGGUGCCCUCGGCCGGAGCCGCCAAGGGCAGCCUGGAGCAACUCGUCCCUCCCGUAG
Molecule: messenger RNA, 930 nt
Organism: Pseudopipra pipra
Lineage: Eukaryota; Metazoa; Chordata; Aves; Passeriformes; Pipridae
Product: basic proline-rich protein-like
Exons: 1
Coding region: 1-930 (309 amino acids)
Source: RefSeq, a predicted model, not a curated record